Molecule: messenger RNA, 393 nt
Organism: Plasmodium adleri (nom. inval.)
Lineage: Eukaryota; Apicomplexa; Aconoidasida; Haemosporida; Plasmodiidae
Product: probable protein, unknown function
Exons: 6
Coding region: 1-393 (130 amino acids)
Source: RefSeq, a predicted model, not a curated record
AUGUUUCAAACAUUUUCUUAUACGGAAAAAAUGAAGAUAAAAUUUUGGUGUCUCUUAAUUGCUUACGUGAUAUCUUUUGUGAGCACUACAUAUACAAAGAUAAACAGGAAAAAAAUGAUUAACAAUAUAAGAGGAACAGAAAGUCAAGCCAAUAGUCUUUCAAUGGCAACCAUAGAAAACCACACAGAUAAUAAACACCAAAAAAAAGAUUGUUACUAUUCCUUUAAAAAUUAUUGUCUAAGCCAAAACCAAUUCAACUCCUUAUUAUUCUUAUUAAAUGGAGUUGCAGUAAUAACAGUUUUUUUUAUAGCUAUAGUAAUACAAAGAGCUACAUUUUUUCCUGUAAAGUCAAACCAGGAAGAAAUUAUUGAUGUCUCACAAAUAACAAAUUGA